Molecule: messenger RNA, 2978 nt
Organism: Myzus persicae (green peach aphid)
Lineage: Eukaryota; Metazoa; Arthropoda; Insecta; Hemiptera; Aphididae
Gene: nab
Product: NGFI-A-binding protein homolog
Exons: 13
Coding region: 1-1848 (615 amino acids)
Biological process (GO): negative regulation of DNA-templated transcription
Cellular component (GO): nucleus
Molecular function (GO): transcription coregulator activity; transcription factor binding
Source: RefSeq, a predicted model, not a curated record
AUGGAAGUCAACGAAAGCGCCGAAGUUCGGUCUACCGGCACACCGCCGACCAACGGUGGUAACGGCGGGGGCAACUGUUGCGGCACGUCCCCUGCGGUCGGCGCUCCGGCGGAACAUUCUUCCGGCACGAAGAUCCUGAGCAAGAAUUCAAACGGCACAAUGAUCAUGACAUCCAGUCCGAGUAACGAAGCUGAAUUACAAUUGUACAGGGUAAUGCAGAGAGCUAGUCUUUUAGCGUAUUAUGAUACACUACUCGAAAUGGGAGGUGAUGACUUGCAACAGCUUUGUGACGCCGGCGAAGAGGAAUUUCUUGAAAUUAUGGCUCUGGUCGGUAUGGCGUCAAAGCCACUACACGUUAGACGGUUGCAGAAAGCUUUGCACGAAUGGGUCAGCAACCCAACCAUGUUCCAAGCACCGCUAACAUCUCCUGUUGCAAGUGGUGGUCCCAGUGCCAUCGUCCUGCCGCCGAACCCGGUGAGGCCAUUUCUCAGAGUCUGCCCGAACCCGCUAAUCCAGACGUCCAUACACCACGGUUAUUAUACACCGCUGGGGUACGGUUACCAGCCGCCCACGUCACCAUCGCACGUGCCCAGCUCGACCAACCAACUACCGCAGGUUGCGCAAACGAGUGAAGCGACAACUUCAGCUGGUCAACACUAUGGUGAUAGUAACAGCCCUGGCCAAAGUCCAGGAUCGCCGUUGCAGCUGUCCCCGACAUUGGACGAAUCACAAAUCGCCCGGUUGGCUACGUCGGCUAAGCAACUAGUGCAAAGGCUACCGCAGUACCAACCCAAGGCACAAACAGCGAAACGGAAGGCGAACAAAGAACUCGAGUGCGUCAUGAACAUGCCGGAAGAAGAUCCAAGGCGCAUAGAAUCUAUUAGGAAGUAUUCGGCUAUUUACGGGCGGUUCGAUUGCAAAAGGAAACCAGAAAAACCUUUAACAUUGCACGAGGUGUCCGUAAACGAGGCCGCCGCACAGAUAUGCAAAUUAGUGCCUGUCCUGUUGACUAGACGAGACGAACUGUUCCCUUUAGCCCGACAAGUGGUUCGUGACUCGGGAUACCAUUAUUCUAAAGGACAUUCCAAGUCAAGCAUGCUGCAGGGUUUCGGAGGGUUGACUUCGAACGGCGACUGCGGUUACGGGUCGAAGAGGCCCCGUCUGGACGAUAACGUCGAACUAUUCAAAAUCCGACGACAGGAACGUUUGGAGCAGAUCGCUGACGAACUGAAGGCGGUCAACGAUCGUCGAGAGGAGCUGGACCAGAGCACUCAAGAUGACCAGGCGGUCCAACACCAGUUGGAAACCCUGAAGAAUCGCCAAGCGCAGCUGUUAGUGGAACAGAACGACCUGCGACAAAACAAGUCGAUGAUGCGAAGGGACCAGAGCGGUGCCAGGACGUCGUCAUCGGCCGGUUUCGACACGGACGACACGGACUCUCAAAUGUCGUACAGCAAUACUAGUUCUCCGUUACAGGACGUCAGCGACUCCAGGGAUUCGAUGACUCGAUGCAGCGUCGACUACCACCACGAUGGAAAACCAUCACCGAAUACCGGUAAUCAGAGUAACUUGUCUCGCGGCGAUACAGACGACACGGACGAAGACGACGAAGAACCUCAGCGUCGCCGCCAUAGUCACAGCCCCUCCGCGCACAUAAACGGCAACAGACAUCUGGUUGAUCGGUUUUUCAACGACAAAGUCCAGAUAAUAUCGUCGAGCGGCGGCAACAUAAUCGCCGUCGCCAAUCCGGCGCUGCUGAUGUCCGCGGCGGCGGCGACGACGACGACGACGCCGACGCCGCCGCCAAUGAAAAUCGAACCAGUUUCACCGACGCGAGACGAUGACUGAUGAGGUGCCGACACGUCCAGUGGCCGCCGAUCUGUGGAAAUCUUCGAUUUUCUCCACCGUUGUUAAUGUGUUAUUAUUAUUUAUUAUCGUUUUCCGUUGGUCGUAUUUAUUAGUAUUUAUUUUGCCCCAGUUAUUUAAUCAUAAUAAUAAUAUCGUAUAAGACCGCAUUUCGUAGUGUUAAAAUAAUAAGCUUAAAAUACGAUCAUGUUCCUAUACACUGUAUAAUACUUCCUAUAUACGAAUGUUGUAAUAAUAUUGUUAUGUGCGUUUUACAAGCAAACGUCGUCGGCCGUUGGAUCGAAAGUUUUGAAAUCAUUAUACGACUCGCGAGCCCGAAAUACCUAUACAUGUUAUUUUAGUUUAUAACGCUAUUGAUUCAAAUAUUAUUAUGUUGUAUUACGUUUUGUUUAUUUAUUUUUGUUUUUUAUUGUUUUCUGUAGGCACCUACAUCAUAUUGUUAUUGUUAAUCAUUACCCAUCAUUAAUCAUUAUGUCAAAUCUCAAUAUCGGAUUCUGUCGACCGGCCUUGCGACUCUUACCUUCGACGGUAUUCGAAUAUCGCAGUCGUUCGAAUUUCGAGUGACAACAUUGUAAAUGUCGUCAUAAUAAUUUACUACGUUGAUUAGGUAUUUUGAUUUUUCUUUCGCCCGAUAUUUUUUUUUGGUUAUUUUCACUAUCGUUUCUUUGAACGAUAAUCAAUUGGCAUAUUUCCAUGAAUUUCUACCGACAAGUCGUUUUGUUUCGCCGAAGACGAUUGCGAGCCCAUUACAUUUUUCUUGACAUAUUGCCAGUAUUAUAUAGUAUAAUAUAAUAGAUAAUAAUAUGUACCUUCACAGGGUGAGUACACUCCUCUGAUUAUUGGACAACAGCGAAUAUUUAUUUGAACGUUUGAUCAUGACGCAUAAAGGUUGCGAUUUGUAGAGUUCUCAUCAAGCGUCGUUGUUGGUAAUUUUUUAUUUGAUAGUAAGAAACCGACAUCCCUCUGUUUGUAUGGGCCGUUAGUAUUUUCUAUGUUCAUUUACUAUCCGCAGAAUUUGUAAAAAAAAAAUUACUUAACAAAAUAUCAUAAAUUCUAUCAAACUUCAAAGUGAAUAAAAUAUUAAAAUAUGAUAGCAAAUUAAUUGGCCAGAC